Messenger RNA from Schistocerca nitens (vagrant locust), 1658 nucleotides. RefSeq names its product acyl-coenzyme A thioesterase 9, mitochondrial-like. Gene Ontology annotation, biological process: acyl-CoA metabolic process. The record is from RefSeq and is a predicted model, not a curated record. Bases 272 to 1594 code for a protein of 440 amino acids. NCBI's taxonomy places the organism in Eukaryota, Metazoa, Arthropoda, Insecta, Orthoptera, Acrididae. The transcript has 11 exons. Gene Ontology annotation, cellular component: mitochondrion. Gene Ontology annotation, molecular function: fatty acyl-CoA hydrolase activity.
CAUGGCCUCAGUCAGUUCACGAUUCGUGCAGGAUGCCGUCUUGAUGAGUCAGUCCUUGGCGAACUGUACUUGAUACAGCGAUUAUCGACUACAAUUCAGUCUGCUGUCACUGCAUAACACAACUGGCAUCAUAAUUCCAAUAAUAAUCGGCGAAUUAACGACGGCGAGAAGAAAAGCAAAGUACGAUGACAGGGGCCAAGUGAAUGUUUAUCGGCAUAUCGAAACCCACAUGUCUGUACAGUAGUGGUAUAAUACAUUACCGCCACUUACCAUGUCGUCCUCAGCGCUAAGAAAAAUUAUAAAAGCACGUUUCUUGUUAAGUACAGAAACGAACUUAGUCAGAGGCGUGGUUUGUCAGUACAGUCAGGAGGCUCCUGUGGAAACUGUAGAAGAUGUGAAAAAUCGUCUUAUAGAAGUCAUGGGGAUUCAGCGCAGCUACAAGCCAUUACAGCUGAGUCGGAGUCAUUUGCUGGAGUACCUGCCAAAGAGCCAGGAUGAACUUCCUGUUAGGAAAAUGAAGGAUAGCUUUUCCAGUGUAGUAAUUCCACUGAGCACAGAUAUAACACUGCAAGAAAAGUAUGUGACAUUUCUUGGGCAUGUACGGCUGGGGAGACUUAUGGAGGACAUGGAUAUAUUUGCAGCUUGGGUGGCUCACAAGCACAUCUUGAACCCAAGAAAGCCAGCUGGACAACCAACGCCAUAUGUAAUUGUCACUGUACUUGUUGAUCAAAUUGAUUUCACUGACAUAACUCCUAAGCAUGAUGGUGAUAUCAGAUUGUCGGGGCAUGUAUCAUGGGUUGGGAAGUCCUCAAUUGAGGUGACUGUGUGGCUGGAACAGUUAUUGCAUGGUUCUUGGCAGAAACUGACUAGAGCAGUUUUCCUCAUGGCAGCUCGAAAUUCUAUUUUAUCCGGGCCAGCAAUAGUGAACCUUCUUGAGCCCGAAACUGAAGAAGAAAAGGAAAUAUUUAGAGGUGGUGAAUUAAGGAAGAAACGACGUGUAAAAGUACAGCAGGAAUCACUUUUCAAAAUGACACCAGAUGUUAAUGAGCAGAGAUUAAUCCACGACCUUUUCCUGAAAACAAUUGAUCUACAUAGAAUGUCAUUCCACAAAAGAAUUCUGCCUCCCAGGAGCUUAUGGAUGGAAGAUGCACAACUCAGCAAUAUUGUUUUUAGUCACCCCGAAGACCGUAACCUGCACAACAAGGUUUUUGGGGGCUUUCUUAUGCGACAGGCUUUAGAACUCUCUUGGACUGCUGGUUAUUUGUACAGCAAAUUUCGCCCCAGAUUGUGUCACAUAAGUGACAUCAGUUUCCACAAGCCAGUUGAUGUUGGGUCACUUCUUCGAAUGAACUCCUUGGUUACAUAUACAGAAUGCAAUUAUGUGCAGAUAACAGUUUAUGCAGAAGUGUUUGACCCUCGUGGAGGGCAGCAAAAUACAACUAAUGUGUUUCAUUACACGUAUGAAAUGCCUGAAGAAGUGCCACAGAUAAUUCCAAAAUCCUAUCAGGAGGCAAUGAUGUACCUGGAUGGCAGACGACAUUUUCAGCAUGUGAUGGGUCUUUCUGACAAUACACAUAGUUCAACAGCCACAUAAACUUGCUUUGGUCAUCUUAUUUGCUAAAUUAUUCAGUCAUUAAAGCACUCUCUCUCUCUCUCUC